This is a messenger RNA of Bicyclus anynana (squinting bush brown), 9418 nucleotides long. RefSeq names its product neurofibromin (gene Nf1). The record is from RefSeq and is a predicted model, not a curated record. Gene Ontology annotation, biological process: regulation of GTPase activity. NCBI's taxonomy places the organism in Eukaryota, Metazoa, Arthropoda, Insecta, Lepidoptera, Nymphalidae.
UGUGAUUAUAAUUUCAUUGAUUAGUGAGCAGCCCUACUUUAGUAAAAACAAAAUUUAAUUAAAAAAAGAAUGACCGAAAAUCGAAGUAGGCGCAAAAAAUACUUGUGUUUUUUAUUAUUUACGUAAAAUUUAUUUGAUCUACACAAAAAAUGGGUACACAAAAGCCCGGUGAAUGGGCUACCACACUUAUUGCAAGAUUUGAGGAACAGUUGCCAUAUAAAACGGGAGCUCAAAAUCUCCAUUCUCGCAUUAACGAGGAACAGUGUAAAGCAUGUCUCGUACAGAUCAGUCGCCACCGUUUCUCACUUGUUAUUGCUGGUCUCACGAAAAUCUUACAAAAAGUUAAUGAAUUGUAUCAGCCAACAGUGGUAUGUCUCAACCGUCCACAAACAGAGCCAGAGAAGGGAUACCAUGACAGUUUAGUGAUAGUUUUAGACACAUUGGAAAUAUGCCUAAGUUCCCAGCCUAAAGAUACUGCAAAAUAUGAUGAGGCUAUGAAUGUUAAGAUAUUGUUGAGAGAAGUGUGCCAGUUUAUUGAUCUCCGUAAUGAAACAAACUUGAAUAACACCCUCCUUCGACAGUUGGCCAGUAAAGUGUUAUUUGCGCUCAGUCUCAACUUCUUUAAUGCUGUUUUCAAUAGAAUUAGCGCGCGAUUACAGGAACUUGCAUCUAGCUCAGAAGAAAACCCCGAUUAUACAGACAUAGAGUUAAUACAACAUGUCAAUGUCGACAUAUUGAGGCUUGUACGGCUACUUACAGAAUCAAUACAAAAAUUUAAGUUGUUAAGAAAAUCUACACAUAUAGUGCUUGUGGUGUCCUUAGAGAAAGCUGUAUGGAAUUGGAUGGACACAUAUCCCCAGGAGUUCGCAGAAGUACAGAGUCGGCCUAAUGAUGAGCUCAGUAAAUGCUGCGACACUUUGUUCGAUUACUUGCAGGACAGUUUCUCUGAUAACAAGAAGUCGAGGGUCGCUAUGUGGCCCCUGCAAAUUAUGUUGCUCGUUUUAAACCCUAAAGUUCUAGAGGAAAUAGUGAACGCGGAUUCGGGUGCACCUUGCAGUCCCAGACAUACUAAGAAAAAGCAUUUCAUUGAUUCCGUCAAACGUGGAUUGAGCCCGCACAACAACUCUAAGCAAAUGACCGAGGCGGCGAUAGUGACAUGCGUGAAGCUAUGCAAGGCGUCCACCUACCUCAACAUCGCGGAUUCCGGCAAUGUCACCUUCGUGCUAGUCAAAUGUGUCAUCAACGACCUCAAGGGUUUGCUGUUCAACCCCAACAAGCCGUACGCGCGCGGCGGGCUCGGCCCUGGCUACUCGGAGCUGGACCUGCUGAGCGACUGCUUCGUGUCGCUGUUCCGCAUCAUGCCGCACUCCAACGACGCGCUCAAGACCUGCCUCAACCUCAACACGCACAUCUCCUACCACUACGUCAUCGUCAACUCUCUGCUCAGAAUAAUAAAGCAGCCGCGUUUGCAGUGGUGGCCGCAAAUAGAACUGCUGUAUCCCAGAGCGGCUGAACUGAGGGCCAUGUUCACAGACACAUUGAACAAGGCUACACAGGGCUACAUCGUUCAUACACCUUUACGAAUGAUAUCACUAUCACUCAAGUCAAAAGAGGUUCAAUCAAAAUUCAACAAAUCCGAGGAAAUGCCGGCGUAUAGACAACUACUCAUGAUGCUUGUGAAGUUGAUACAUGCUGAUCCUAUGUUGAUGUUGAGUAAUCCAGGGCGUUCCAGUCUAGAAAUCCAAUCGUCCACAACAGAACUGAUAAACGGCCUAGUAUCAUUAGUUCACCACACGGGAAUGGGGGAGAUAUCGCAGGAAGCUAUGGACGCUUUGCUAGCCCUGCACAGACCCGAUAGAGUUCACAUGUGGAACCCUGAAGCACCCUUGAACACUUUCUGGGAUAUAAGUUCGCAAGUCCUCUACAACAUUAGUCAGAAACUAAUUCAGCGUCAAAUAAACAACUACAGGGAAGUACUGCGAUGGCUACGGGAUGUGUUAACUUGUAGGAACGAAUAUCUCGCGAAACACAAGGAAUACGCCAACGUCGGCUCGCAGAUACCUAUUUGCAAACAAGCACAUAUCAAAUUGGAGGUGGUGUUCUUCAUGUGUCUAUGGUCCAUCGACACUGAAGCGGUUCUAGUGGCGAUGUCGUGCUUCGCGCUGCUCUGUCAAGAGGCGGACAUCCGCUGCGGCUCCGACGACCUGUCCGCGCAUUGUCUGCUGCCCAACUACGCGGUGUUCCAGGAGAUCGCGCACACUUCUACUGUGCUCACUACUGCCAGUCAGGAUGUAGGAGGAAAAGGAUGUUUCUACAAGAAUAUUCAUAGCUCUGCUGGACUCCAACAACGCAUAAUGGCUUUGCUAAGAAAGAUUGAACACUGUGUCAAUGGUGUGCAACCAGUUUGGGAAGAAACAUUUCGAUGUUGGGACUCAAUAUGCAAACUACUUCAAAAGUAUCCCAAAGGACUGGGCGGUCCAGACGAUCCUCAAGAGCCCUUACAUCGAACCGCGGCCAAGCGACGUGUAUCACAUCACACAAGUACCGAAUUAGAUUUUGAGAUGCAAAUCCAGGAAUGGGCAAAUAUAACGUCUUUCCUUUGCGCUCUCGGAGGCGUCUGCCUCCAGAGGAAGCCUACACCAGUGUGGACGCAAAUACUUACGCACGCAUACGAUAUUCAUAAUGAAAAGCAUAUUGGACAACAAGAGCAACGACCAGCCUUGCGAACAUCUCAGCACUACGUCCAUCGAGGGACUGAUGUUGGCUAUCGUGAGAUAUGUGCGUCACUUAGACAUGACAGUCCUCUCGGUUCAAAUAAAGACGAAGCUGUGUCAAGUCAUCGACGCUAUGAUGAGGAAACGCGAUGAUCUAGCUUUUAGACAGGAAAUGAAAUUCCGCAACAAGCUGGUGGAGUACGUGACGGACUGGGUGCUGGGCACGUCGCACCAGAUCGCGCCGCCGCUGCGGGCCGACGCGUCCUCCAUCACUAGGGAGCUGGAUCAGGCUUGUAUGGAGGCUGUGGCAGCAUUGCUGCGGGGCCUGCCGCUGCAGCCCGAGGAGUCUGACCGCGGGGACCUCAUGGAAGCCAAGAGUCAGCUGUUUCUGAAAUAUUUCACCCUGUUCAUGAAUCUCCUGAAUGACUGCAACGAAGUGGAACUAACCGAAGGCCCCGGCCGCCUGGAGGCGUUAAGAAAUGCUACAAUACAAGCCAUGUCCAAUUUGCUCUCGGCUAACAUCGACUCUGGAUUGAUGCAUAGUAUUGAUCUAGGCUAUCAUCGUGACCUGCAAACCCGCGCCGCGUUCAUGGAGGUUCUGACCAAGAUCCUGCAGCAAGGCACGGAGUUCGAUACCUUGGCAGAGACUGUGUUGGCUGAUCGCUUCGAACAACUUGUGCAACUUGUUACCAUGAUAUCUGAUAAGGGUGAGUUGCCAAUAGCUAUGGCAUUGGCCCACGUGGUUGGAUCAGCUCAGAUGGACGAGCUAGCGCGCGUGCUUGUCUCCUUGUUCGACGCCAAGCACUUGUUAGCGCCGCUACUGUGGAAUAUAUUUUACCGAGAAGUUGAGGUUUGUGCGGUAUCGGAUUGUAUGCAGACGCUUUUCCGUGGCAACUCUUUGGGCAGUAAAAUCAUGGCAUUUUGUUUCAAGAUAUACGGUUAUGGCUAUCUGCACAACUUGUUAGAACCGUUAAUAAGUGCGCUGCUGGAUCAGACUGAUUGUAAUCCCAGUUUGAGCUUCGAGGUAGAUCCGGCUAGAUUGGACCCUGGUCAAGACAUAGAAAUAAACAGGAACAACCUCAGGGACCUCACGCGAGAGGUGUUCGACCGCAUCGUCAGCUCAGCGGACAAGUUUCCCUCGCAGCUACGGAGCAUGUGCCACUGCUUGUAUCAGGUACUCAGCAAAAGGUUCGUGCAGUUCCCACAAACAAGUGUUGGUGCGGUAGGAACCGUUCUGUUCCUACGAUACAUUAAUCCAGCUAUAGUGUCCCCUCAAGAAAUGGGCAUAGUGAGCCGUCCCAUACCGCCGCACAUAAAGCGCGGGCUGAUGCUCAUGUCCAAGAUCCUGCAAAACAUCGCCAACCACGUGGAGUUCUCGAAGGAACAGCACAUGUUGCCGUUCAAUGACUUCCUGAGGGAACAUUUUGAGGCUGGACGAAAAUUCUUCAUAGAAAUAGCUUCAGAUUGCGAAACAGCCGACCAAACGUCCGCACACAACUUAUCCUUCAUUAGCGACGCGAACGUGCUCGCGUUGCACAGGCUGCUCUGGAACCAUCAGGAGAAGAUCGGCGACUAUCUGUCAUGCAGUCGGGACCAUAAGGCUGUUGGCAGACGACCCUUUGAUAAGAUGGCAACACUUCUUGCAUACUUAGGUCCGCCUGAACACAAGCCGGUUGAAUCAGCAUCAAGUCUCCUCUUCUCCUCAUACGCCCGUUGGUCGUCCAUCGACAUGUCCUCAACCAACUUCGAGGAGUUCAUCGUUAAGCAUAACAUGCAUCAGAAAGAAGAGUUUAAGAGCAUCAAGAGUCUGAAUAUCUUCUAUCAGGCCGGUACAAGUAAAAUUGGCAAUCCCGUGUUCUAUUUUAUUUCUAGGAGAUACAAGAUAAGUGAAGUGAACGCUGAUUUACUGAUAUACCAUGUUAUUCUAACACUCAAGCCGUUUUGCCAGCAAGCGUUCGAAUUGGUGGUCGAUUUCACGCACACAAAUUCUGAUAACCGUUUUAGGACGGAUUUCCUCCAGAAGUGGUUCAGCGUACUCCCAGAAGUGGCCUACAGCAACGUUCACGCGUGCUACAUAUACAACUGCAACAGUUGGGUGCGCGAGUACACCAAGUUCCACGAGGCCAUACUGACUCCGUUGCGGGGUAACAGAAAAAUAGUGUUCAUAGACACAAACUGUCGACUCAGCGAUUUCAUCGACCCCGAACAGCAAAAGCUUCCUGGAGCGACUUUGUCCCUCGAAGAGGACCUCAAAGUAUUUAACAAUGCUCUCAAAUUGUCGCAUAAGGAUACCAAAGUUGCCAUAAAGGUUGGACCAACAGCCCUUCAAAUAACGUCUAUAGAGAAAAGCAAAGUUUUGGGCUUACCAGUGCUAUUAAAUGAUGUUUAUUAUGCUUCAGAAAUCGACGAGGUGUGUCUAGUAGAUGACAAUCAAUUUUCUUUGUCAAUAAUCAACGAACCGACGCCUCUGAGUUUCAUACACAACGACUGCGACAAUAUUGUGCAGUCCAUCAUACACAUUCGGAACCGAUGGGAGCUGAGCCAACCUGAUUCCGUGACUGUACAUCAAAAAAUUAGACCGAAAGACGUACCCGGAACACUUCUCAACAUGGCUUUACUGAAUCUUGGGUCGUGUGACCCCACUCUGCGCACUGCGGCCUACAACCAACUCUGUGCGCUAACGGCGACUUUCCAUUUGAAGAUUGAGGGAACCCUAUUAGAAACUUCUGGCCUAUGUAUACCGUCCAAUAACACUAUCUUCAUCAAAUCUGUGAGCGAAAAGUUGGCUCACAAUGAACCACAUUUGACACUGGAAUUUUUGGAAGAAUCUAUUCAGGGAUUCAAAGUUUCAACCAUAGAACUCAAACAUUUAUGCUUGGAAUAUAUGACACCGUGGUUGGCGAAUUUAGUGAGGUUCUGCAGACCCUCAGAAGAAUCCCGCCGCAAAAAUCAAGUAGCACAAAUUCUAGAGAAGUUGAUAACCCUUACCAUCGAGGAGACGGAGAUGUACCCAUCAGUGCAAGCCAAGAUCUGGGGCUCCAUAGGGCAGGUGCCGGAACUGAUUGAUAUGGUGCUGGACAGCUUUAUACACAGAAGCGUUAAUUCUGGUCUCGGAUCGCCAAUGAUCGAGAUAAUGGCCGACACAGCGGUAGCGCUCGCGUCUGCCAACGUGCAGCUCGUCUCUAAGAAAGUUAUUGGAAGAAUGUGCAGAGCGCUAUCUAAACUGCCUAGUAAUGUUUUGGGUCCCGUAACAGCGGCAUCUGUGGUGGACAAAACGUGCCAUUCGCCGACAGCUAUGCUCGAGCAACACAUGAUGUGGGAUGACAUCGCGAUACUCGCUAGAUACUUGUUGAUGCUUUCAUUCAACAACUGUCUCGACGUGACUCGUCACCUCCCGUACUUGUUCCACACGGUCACGUUCCUGGUAUGCUCCGGUACGGUGUCGAUGCGCGCCGCCACCCACGGCCUGGUCAUAAACAUCAUUCAUUCCUUGUGUACGUGCAGCUCGCCUACAUUCGCUGGUUUCACAGAGGAGACGCAACGAUUACUGAUGCUAUCACUCGAUGAAUUCGCUCUGCCCAAGUUCUACCAAAUGUUCGGAAUAUCGAAGGUCAAGUCGGCCGCGGUCACUGCUUUCAGGAGCCCUUACAACCGGCAUACAGCUGACUGGUACAUAGACUCGUACAACUGUUCGGAGACCAGCGUCGGGCCCAACGGUGCGCCCAGUAGCUCUGGAGUGAGUCACAUCAGCCUGGCGCCGGGCUCGCAGUCCGACCGUGAGCGUCUGCCCUUGCAGUCGCUGGAGAUCAUCGUGGACGCGUUGCUUGAGAUCAUGGAGGCGUGUAUGCGUGACGUGCCGACUUGUGAUUGGCUGGAAACAUGGACUUCGUUGGCAAAGAGUUUCGCAUUUUGCUUCAACCCAGCUCUGCAACCACGAGCACUCAUAGUGUUUGGGUGCAUAAGUAAAAACGUAACAGACGAUGACAUGAAACAGCUCCUGCGCAUACUAGUAAAGGCGUUGGAAUCAUUGAACGAUCUGGCACUAUUGGAAGCUAUUAUCAUGUGCUUGACCAGGCUUCAGCCGCUAUUGUAUCCCGAAUCUCCAAUCCAUAAAGCUUUAUUCUGGGUUGCAUUGUCAGUACUGCAAUUGGAUGAGCCAACCUUAUAUGCGGCUGGUCUAGCUUUGAUGGAACAAAACUUGCAUACGUUGGAUUCGCAAGGGGCUUUCGAUGAUAAGCCUUUUGAGCAAGUAAUGUUGGAAACUAGAGAACCUUUGGAGUGGCAUUUUAAGCAAAUGGAUCAUGCUGUUGGUCUAAGUUUCCGGUCCAACUUCCACUUCGCGCUGGUGGGGCACCUGCUGAAGGGCUUCCGGCACCCGGCGCCGGGCACGGUGUCGCGCACGUGUCGCGUGCUGGCGGCGCUGCUGUCGCUGGCGGCGCGCCCGCACCGCGACAAGUUCCAGCCCACCCCGCGCACUGUCGCCUAUCUCACCGCGCUCGUGUGUGUCAGCGAGGAGGUCCGUUCCCGUUGCCACGUCAAACAUUCCUUGCCAAAAUGGCUGCCUGACGACUGCGAUCACUACUGCCCCGCUGUUGAACAUCACCAGUCGUCGAUGCUUAUCCACCCGCAGUCAUCACAUUCAUCGUGUCAGAGUCGACGACAGAAAUCGUGGGACAUUCUAGACCAAUCUGCGUUGUCUUCAAUGCACGGCGGUAAAUCUCCAACGUCGCAACAAUCGAGUAGCGGAGGCCACAGUCCGCAUCUGAUGAGCAUUCCCCACCAGACCUCGGCCAGAAUGCGGUUUAAGACCCAAAGGUCCUUUUCAGUGCCAACUUCUAAGGACACUAUUGGACCACCUAGGGACAGUGAGGGGCGCGCUCACAGCGUGCAACACGGCUCGGCCGGGGACGCGGCUCGGGACCUGGACUUGGACAGCGUUGUGGAUAGCAUAGAUGACGAGGAAAAGGCCUCUUCCGGCAGUGUGGAUGAAAGUGAACGACCUGCUUCCAAGUUGGUUGACUAUCCUGAUCACGCCACCAAGCAAAACUCAACGGACAAGGAGACGAACAGUCCUGAAUGCAACACACUGUUGGAGCCGUCGGUUCUGGUUGACUUCACGACGCAAGCCCUCGUGCUCACCGUGUUGGCCACUUUAGUCAAAUAUACUACAGAUGAAGAUGAAAUCAGGAUACUUUAUCAGUACCUGGCUGAAGGAUCGGUCGUGUUUCCGAGAGUGUUUCCGGUUAUUCACAGUCUGUUGGACAUGAAAAUAAACCACGUGUUGCUGCACUGCCACGACCAGGUCAUACUGAGCGCCGUGCAGAGUAUUAUUCAGAAUAUGAUAGCGUCAGAGGACGCGAGCCAGCAGCAGCUACACUACAUGCAGAGCUGCGGCUUCGGUGGACUUUGGCGUUUCGCGGGGCCCUUUACUAAGAACCAGUGCACAGCGGAGAGCAGCGAGCUGUUCGUGAACUGCCUGGAGGCGAUGGUGGAGACGUGCCUGCCGGGCGGAGACCGCGCGCGCCCCCCGCCGCCCGACCCCGACCGGCCCGAGCGCGACCUGCACGAGCUCGACCACCUCUACUCCGGCGUUCACCGUCAGCCAACGAUAUAUUGCGCGGAUCCCUAGCAAAACCCUGAGCACAUGACUGUUGCGUGCUGUCAAACUUGGUAGCACGAGAUCUAGGCCAGCAGUCGCUGACAAAGAGUGUCAGCCAAUGGUAGAAACACACUAGUAACACGCCACGCGUGUUUAGUAUAGCGGAAUUCCUAAUUUAAUUUUAUUGAACACAUUAGAAAAAAAUAUGCAUUUUAAUUAAGCGCUGAGAAUAGAAUGGAUUGCGUUAUACGGAAUUAAAAAAAAAAAAAUAGUAAUUGGUGUAAUAUGGUCACUAUUUUUUUCCCAUUUAGUGUAUCUUUGAUAGCCUAGUGGUGUGACUUUUGAAGUUUAAUAUAUGCUAUUUAUAGUACAGCUAGUGAAAUUAAUAAAUAAGGGUUAUUACACUCGUAUCACAAUCCAUUCUACGCUUGAAGGCCUAAGAUUAUCGCACAACGUAAUAUAUGUAUAAGUAUUUUUAACUAAAGUAAUAAUAUAGUACUUGGGUCCAGGAACGAAAUAUUUAUCAAUGACCAUACUGGUAUUUUUCAUAUUCACUUUCACGGCAAGUUGGGCAAAACGUCCAAUACCAAAUAUGCCUUAAAAAAUCAUUUAAAUUGUAACUUUAUAAGGCAUACAGUGCUCGCCACGGACCUUUUUUGAUUGUGAAGUUAGCUGCAUUCGUUUAGACGCGAACACUCUCUGCCCGCGCCGUUUGUACCGUUAUUGACUCAUUGCGCAGUCAUUUGUUGCUAACUUCACAAACACAAUAUCUUGUGACGGGCACUGUACCUACUAGCGGAAACGUCAAGCUUCCCUUUGACUUAUGUGUACUUACUUCUUCUCUACCCCUAUCCUAACCUUAUGUGUACUUACUUCUUCUGUACCCGUAUCCUACCCUACCCUACCCUACACUACCCUACAUACACCAAAGUCUGGUAAAUGUCUUGAAAGGCUCAAAAACGCUCCACCACAAUGGUUUGCCUCGUUCAUAGUUUUGUCCGACACACACAUACACUAGUUUGAACAGUGUGGUCAUGGAUGAAUAUUCUGUUCCUGGGCGCGUAUACUAUUAUUAUUCUUUGAUGAUAAUGGAUCACAUGUCUUU